Molecule: messenger RNA, 1457 nt
Organism: Brassica napus (rape)
Lineage: Eukaryota; Viridiplantae; Streptophyta; Magnoliopsida; Brassicales; Brassicaceae
Exons: 11
Molecular function (GO): protein binding
Source: RefSeq, a predicted model, not a curated record
GUAGAAUCACGAAUCAUCCAAUUCCUCCAGAACUCUCGUAGAAUCAUCGCUAGAUUGUUAAAACCCAUUAUCAUCCCGGAGGCUAAUCCGAGAUCCGUCUCCUCUGUUUCUCAAAUCCCCGGUCCCUUCCAAUGGCCGAAUCAUCCGUCUCCUUCCUCUGUACUAAAAGGGUGCUUGCAUACUCGCUCGUCUUCGUUCAGCUUGUUGAUCCCUAGCUCAAGCUUUUCCUCUGAAGCGGGAGAUCCUACAGUAACUGUGAAGGAACUGCAUGAUAAGAUUCUUGAAUCUGUAAAUGUCAAGAGAUCAAUGCCUCCAAAUGCUUGGCUGUGGUCGUUGAUUGAGAGCUGUCAGUGUCAGGAUGACAUUAAUCUUCUCUUUGAAGUUCUUCAGAAGCUCCGUAGAUUUAGACUAUCCAAUCUUGGAAUUCAUGAUAACUUCAAUAGCAAUCUAUGCCAACAAGUUGCUAAGACUUGUGUGCGUGUUGGUGCAAUUGACUCUGGAAAGAAGGCUUUGUGGAAACAUAAUGUUCUGGGUUUAACACCCAGUGUUGCGUCUGCACACCAUCUAUUGUCAUAUGAACUAGAGCACAAAAAUUCUGAACUCAUGGAAGAAGUAAUGACACUCCUGAAAACUAAUGACCUGCCUCUCCAACCUGGUACAGCAGAUUUAGUUUUCAGAAUCUGUCAUGAUACAGAUAAGUGGGAUUUACAAGGAAAGUACUCAAAAAGGUUCUCCAAAGCUGGAGUUAAGUUGAGGACGACCACGUUCGAUGUAUGGAUGGACUUUGCUGCCAAUAGAGGGAAUACAGAGUCGUUGUGGAAAGUAGAUAAACUGAGAUCAGAGACAUACAAUCAGCACACUCUUUCUACUGCUUUUUCUUGUGCAAAGGGUUUUGUAAUUGAAAGUAAACCUGAAGAAGCUGCUGCCGUCAUCCAGCUUAUCUGCCAGGUGAGUCCAAAUGACAAAAAAUCAGUAGUGUCGACCGAAUUCAAGAAACUGGUCAAUGAGUGGCCUGUGGAGGUUAUCAGGCGCCAAGCUGAAGAAGAUAAGAAGGCUCUAGCUGAUUCAUUGAAGUCUGUCAUUCCGUCCAUGGUUAAUGCGUUGCUAAGCUCGGGUUUGAACGUGAGCAUGGACUUAGAUGAGUUAUACAAGAAAGAUGAUCUUCUCAGCUGAAUGUUUGAAUCAUCAUUUACAGAAAGCUUCGUUGCGGCGGCUCCACAGGUUUGGAAGUUUGUUUCUUUUGCACCGAAGUUUCGAUGUGAUCUUGUCCUUUUCACGGUGGCAACGUAGAGAAGGGAAAUAACAAAUUGGUGUUCAGUUUCUUACUUCUUACGGUAACUCUUUAGUCUUUUUUAUCCUUUGAACUUGACGCGGAAACAAGAUGAAUUGUCCCUUUAAUUUUUGUAACCAUCUCUGUAGUAUUAUUUGAUAAGUCAGUUUCCUACUUGUCACGUUCA